Messenger RNA from Telopea speciosissima, 639 nucleotides. RefSeq lists its product as uncharacterized. Bases 1 to 639 code for a protein of 212 amino acids. Gene Ontology annotation, biological process: DNA integration. Gene Ontology annotation, molecular function: nucleic acid binding. The transcript has 2 exons. The record is from RefSeq and is a predicted model, not a curated record. NCBI's taxonomy places the organism in Eukaryota, Viridiplantae, Streptophyta, Magnoliopsida, Proteales, Proteaceae.
AUGGAUCUGCUCGAGAAUUUCUCCCCAGCAUCAGGAAAUAGGAAGUUCUUAGUGGUUGCUAUCGAUAACUUCACAAAAUGGGUGGAAUUCGAGCCCUUAGCAACCAUCACAAAGAAAAAUAUGGAGAAGUUUUUUCGUGAUAAAAUCAUAAACCGGUUCGGCCUACCUCAGGUCUUUCUCACUUACAAUAGGAAGCAGUUCGACAACACAACUUAUAGGGUUUUUUGCGCUCACUACCACAUUGAGUUCAAAAAUAUUGCUAUGGCCUACCCUCGGUGUAAUGGUCAGGUUAAAGUGACGAACCGAACUCUCCUAGAUGGUAUCCGGAAGCAGCUGCUCGAUGCUAAAGCCAAAUGGGUAGAAGAGUUACCGAGCAUGUUGUGGGCUUACAGGAUCACAGUUUGGACUCCGACAGGCGAAACUCCUUUCAAACUAGUAUAUGACACGGAGGCCCUAACACCAGUGGAAAUUACUGACCUUAGGGAUGAGAAAUUCCUCACCUGUGAGGCACAAAAUGCCUUAUCCGUGAGGCAGAUUACUGACAUUAGAGUCAGGAAAGUCCUCACCUAUGAGGCACAAAAGACCUCAUCUGUGAGGCAGAUUACUGAUCUCUGGGUCAAAAAAGUCCUCCCCUCGUGA